AUGUCUAUUUCCAACUACUACGUUGCUACCAAUUCUAAUGAUAGCGGCAACCAUAGACAGGAGCAAUUAGAGAUACCGACCAACAAGACUCGUUCGGAGUCGUUUCCUAAGGUCUCUGAGCAGGUGCAUCAUGUUCCCCAGCAGAAUCUAGAACUCCAAAGGCUUCAACAGCAACUACAAGGCCAACAGAUCCAACAGCAACUACAGCAACAUGUGAACCAAUCCUUGCAAAAUGUUCAGCCUGUCCAGCCAAUGUUUGAUCAUCAAUUGCAAAACCAACAACAACAACAGCAGCAACAACAACAACAACAGCAACUACAGGGGAUCCCAAGCAACAGUCCCAGUCACUACUUUAGACAGCCCACUCAGAAUCUUCAUAAUGGGAAUUUCAACAUGAAUAUGAACUUGAACAUGAAUCUACUCCAACAACAGCAGCAGCAACAGCAACAACAACAGCAAUUGGCUAGGCAGUAUCAACAACUUCAACAACAGCAACAACAACAUCAACACCAGCAGCAAGCACUGCCUCCACCACAACAACAGUAUUUUAAUCAAGCUACAGAGUUCCCAGUGACCUCCCAAGCGAUAACAACACUACAACACAUCCAACAGCAACCUACCAAUUACUUUCAGAACUCUAUAUUUGCUACCAGAAAGGAGGCUUAUCUACAGUAUCACGAUUGUCCAUACGAGUCUAUUAGGAAAGAGAACUUCUGGGUAAAGAAUAACGAUAACUUGACCAAGAUAUCCUGCCAAUUAAAAGGCUGUGACUUCAAGGUUAACAUAAAAAAGAUCCGUAACACCACCAAGGAUUCUCAAACGUCUUUGCCCAAGGAGGAAACUUUAGGUUUUGAGUUGAAGGAGAUUCACGCACAUAAUCACCAGCAUUUGCCCACUUAUCAGAUAUCAGAUCAGAUGUACAUACCAGUUGGACUGCAUAAAGAGUUGCAGAAACUUAUGGAGUUGCAUCCAGACACAACCUCCGCUAAGUUGCUCAAAUCUUAUGAAAUCAACGAAGUGCUGGGACUCAACAUUGACAAGUUUGAGAAAACAACAAAAUCCAAAUUGUUACGAUUCAUGACCCGUCAGAGAUCGAAACUCAAGCUCUCCACUCCGAAACAUCAAAAGAGGAAAACUGACGACUUUUAUCAGGGUAGCGAGCAGAGCAAAGCCGAUUCAAAUGGUAAAACUGAGUCCGUUGAUCUUGCAGAUGCUGAUGGUCAAGUUCCUCCUAAAAGACAACGUACGAAAGCUGAUACAACUGAAUCUGAAUUUUACACCCAACUACAACUGGAUCCCACUGACAGCAUGCUAAAAAAUUCUCUUUCCGACGAAGAUGAUAUGUCUGCAAUGGCUCAGGUUACUGGAAUUUCCGGCAAAGAGGAGUAA
This is a messenger RNA of Komagataella phaffii GS115, 1389 nucleotides long. RefSeq lists its product as hypothetical. The transcript has a single exon. NCBI's taxonomy places the organism in Eukaryota, Fungi, Ascomycota, Pichiomycetes, Pichiales, Pichiaceae. The coding region runs from base 1 to 1389 and encodes 462 amino acids. The record is from RefSeq and is a predicted model, not a curated record.